This is a messenger RNA of Bipolaris oryzae ATCC 44560, 561 nucleotides long. RefSeq lists its product as uncharacterized. Bases 1 to 561 code for a protein of 186 amino acids. The transcript has 2 exons. Lineage: Eukaryota; Fungi; Ascomycota; Dothideomycetes; Pleosporales; Pleosporaceae. The record is from RefSeq and is a predicted model, not a curated record.
AUGCACACCACCACCCUCCUCACCAUCUUCCUCACAACCCUCACAACCCUCACAACCGCCCACCUCCUCCCACCCCAACCCCCACACCCCUACAUUCUUCCUCGCACCGCACCUACCUCAUCAACCCAAGACCAAUGCACCUUCACCCUCUACCACAAACAAAUCUCCAUCAACCCCCGCAAAAACUACAUCUACCUCCCCACCCUCAUCGACCAUGCGAACAACCUCGCCAUCGAUAUCGCAGCUGCGAAACCAGUGCAGGAACGUAAUUCGUACACGAGGCUGUCGGCGACGCGGAAGUAUGCUGUUGAGGGGUUGUUGGGGGGCGAGGCAUUGACGAUAAGUGCGUUGGAUGAUGGUGAUGAGCUGGUUUUUGAGAAGGGGGUGUUGAGGUGGGAGGCUCGGGGGAAGGAGGAAGAGAAGAUUGAGGGAGAGGCGGGAUGUCGGGUAGGAGAGUGGGUGGAGAGUGGGUCAGUUAAUAGGGAACGAAAGCUUGAGUGUGCGUUUCCUUGCGGGAAGAUUGAAGAGGAGAGGGAGAGGGAGAGGGAGGAGUUGAAGUAG